This is a messenger RNA of Geodia barretti, 884 nucleotides long. NCBI's taxonomy places the organism in Eukaryota, Metazoa, Porifera, Demospongiae, Tetractinellida, Geodiidae. The record is from the annotation of a GenBank genome assembly.
GGGUCAAAGCGAGGGUCAAAGUGCGCGUACGGACCGGCGAGGUGACGAUGCAGAAUUGUCUUGCAGUGAUAUUGGCCGCUGGCCGCGGCUCCAGGAUGUAUCCCCUCUCAGAGGAGAGCCCAAAGUGUUUGCUUCCAGUUGCUAACCAACCGUUGAUAUGGUACUCUGUGCAACUGCUGGAGAGGAGCGGAUUUCAAGAGGCUGUAGUUGUGGUAAGAGAAAAGGAGUCAAGUAGCGUGCUGGAAGUUCUAAAUCAGUUUGGGGGCGUGACACUCCAGUUCUCACUGGUAUGUAUUCCUGAUAGUGAGGACUGGGGGACAGCAGACUCUCUGCGACACAUCAGGGGAAAACUGAAGUUGCAACACAGUGAUGUCUUGGUUGUGAGCUGUGACCUCAUCACAUCUGUGCAAGUGCAUCUUCUGAUGGAGUUCCACUCUUGCCACCAGUCAACCCUAACCUGUCUGUUUGCCAACUCGUCUUCCUUACAGGAGGAGGGGUCCCAUCGGAAGCAAACUUCUGCAGUGGAGCACGAUGUGGUGGCUCUAACACCAGAGCAUCAGCUCGUCUACUUUGCUGCUCAGGCAGACCUUGAUGACUCCCUUACAUUCUCUAGAUUUUUACUGAAGAGGCAUCCCCACAUGCGAGUCAGUUCGAGACUUACAGACACUCAUCUUUACCUCAUGCGGAGAUGGGUUCUGGACUACCUAGCAGAGAACAGGGCAGCGUGCAGGUCUCGGCCACUGAUCGUGUUCCCAGUAGCUCAGAAUACACCGGGAGCAGAAGGUGUGGCCACAAUUGGUAUCCACGGCGAAGGAUGGAUAAGACAAACAUACCGGGCAGUUAUCGGGCUCAGCGCUGUCACCAACGACUCCUCUAUGGCCUAA